AUGCGCGUGGGUGUCUGUAAUGCUCCCUACUCAAAUGCCGUAAAAUACGCCUUCCAGCGACGAGGGCAGCCACUACUGCGCCUUCGCACGUUUCAUUCAUCCGCCAGCCAUGGCUUGGUCAGGAUACCCCAAUCCGAUGGUCAAGAUGUUCUUCCUCCCCCAAAUCCGCAUGCCCGAGAGAUAGCCAUUCUGGGUGGAGGGUUCACGGGCCUCGCUACAGCCUUCCACUUGAGCAACCAGCUUCCCAAUGCAAAAAUUACAAUACUUGAGAAGAAUGACAGGUUAGGCGGAUGGGUUGAUUCGGAGGUGGUUCCAGUGGACAAGGGGGAAGUCCUUUUUGAAUGGGGUCCACGAACAUUAAGAGCUGGGUUGGGACCUGCGCCCCUUGCUAUGCUUGAGCUGCUUGCACAACUUCACAUAGGUAAAGACCUCGUCGCGAUAUCAAAGUCUAGCCCGGCUGCGCUCAACCGCUACAUCUACUAUCCCGACCACCUCGUUCGCUUGCCUGUCCUGUCAAAACACACUUCACUCUUGGAGUUGCUCCGGGUUCUGAAUGCGGUACUUACCGAACCGCUAUACGAAGGAAUUCUGAAAUGUUUCAGAGAGCCGUGGGUGGCUCCCCGGGAUGAAGAUGUGAAGGACGAAUCUGUUGGAGAUUUCGUAUCGCGACGGUUUGCCAGGGAAAUCGCAGAUAACUUACUUUCGGCUGUAUGUCAUGGGAUUUUCGCCGGCGACAUCUACAAGCUUAGCGCCAGGACUUUGCUGCCGCAAUUGUGGCACCUUGAGACCCGUGACCGAGAAAGAACGCCUGGGGUCCUUCUGGAAAUCUUGUCCAACAUGGUGAACCGCGUUACUCUCACGCCUGUCAAUGUUGCUCUGCAUGUGCACCGGCAGAUUCUCGCGCUCCAGUCCCGAGAGACUUAUUUCAAAAGAGUGCCGAACUUGGACAGCUUCGCCGAAGUAAGUGUUUAUACGUUUCGGCGAGGCUUGGGCCAGAUAACCUCUGCGUUGGAACAAGAGCUUAGCAAGAACAAGAACAUCACCAUCUUGCGCUCGGCGGAAGUCAAGGAUGUCGAAUUCAACGACAACAAAAAUCAAGUGUCGGUCACGCAAAUGCCAGCUGGAACCACCUCAAACUAUGAUUAUGUGGUUUCCACGCUGGGUCCUCGAACACUGAAACAGUUUCUCACCAGCGGUGCUCAAGCGUCGGGCUCAACGCUGGAUCCCAAGGUCGCAAAGGCCUGUGAACACAGCGACUGCUCCGUCAAUGUCAUGGUUAUCAAUCUCUACUACAACAAUCCAGACUUGCUGCCGCCCUCACUGAGAGGUUUUGGCUAUCUUAUUCCGCGCUCCGUGCCACUCGAACAGAAUCCUGAACGAGCACUGGGCGUCUUAUUUAGCUCCGAAACAUCGGGUCGGUCUGAUGCAGCUGCCUCUCCUGCUGAUGGCUCUUACUUUGAGUCUAUUGACAGCGACCCCGGCAGCCCACUGGAUCCGGAUCCACCACAUGGUGAAUCAGGCCCUGUCUUGCAGGACACCGCACCAGGCACGAAGCUGACGGUCAUGAUGGGUGGACAUUGGUGGAGUGAAUGGGCACCAAGCGACCUUCCUACUGAACAACAAGCAAUCGAAAUGGCGCAGACUCUAUUGAGAAGACACCUCAACAUCAAGGAAUCUCCGGCCGUGGCCAAAGCGCGGCUCAAUCGCAACUGUAUACCACAGUAUCCUGUUGGCUAUGCUCAGGACAUGGCCACCAUUCAUGAAGCAAUAACGUCCACCUUCCACGGACGGCUAAAACUCGCAGGUCCCUGGUGGCGAGGCGCUCCGGGAAUGAGUGACUGCGUCCUUUCUGCUCGCGAAUCAGCUUGGGCGAUUCGCGAUAAAGAGGACGAAUACACAGGGGUGCAGGAGUACACGCACGAGGCAUGGGCCAGGACUCAUGUCCCCACCAAAACAACCUCUACUGAGCGCAUGUGGUGA
Messenger RNA from Fonsecaea pedrosoi CBS 271.37, 1980 nucleotides. Its product is annotated as protoporphyrinogen oxidase. Gene Ontology annotation, biological process: heme biosynthetic process. The transcript is spliced from 2 exons. The record is from RefSeq and is a predicted model, not a curated record. Gene Ontology annotation, molecular function: protoporphyrinogen oxidase activity, oxygen as acceptor. Lineage: Eukaryota; Fungi; Ascomycota; Eurotiomycetes; Chaetothyriales; Herpotrichiellaceae. Gene Ontology annotation, cellular component: mitochondrial inner membrane. The coding region runs from base 1 to 1980 and encodes 659 amino acids.